Hydatigera taeniaeformis is the source of this 513-nucleotide messenger RNA. NCBI's taxonomy places the organism in Eukaryota, Metazoa, Platyhelminthes, Cestoda, Cyclophyllidea, Taeniidae. The record is from the annotation of a GenBank genome assembly.
AUGUGUACACUUGCGUUACUACAUGUGGGUGCCUUCACGUGUUGUAAACACUCUAACGCCCUUGAGCAGGGUCGAGAAGCCUUGAAAUGGGUUAUUGAGAAUCGGGUCGACCACUUCAUGAUGCGCAUUCCUUCAAAAACUCGCCUGCCCGGUUCCUCCUCGCCUCUCGCUCCGACAUCCGACUUUUAUUCGCAGAGAGUGGCAGCAUCGCUCCCCUUGUGGAGUCGGCUGCGCUCUUUCACUCUCCCCUCUUUGCGACCAAAGAUGAGUCCUGCCAACAGUGAUCAACCGCCGUCCCCAUGGCUGCGGCAGACCUGUUCCAUGAGCAGUUUACCUAUUCCACUGGAGCGGGUAGCCACGUCUUUCGACUCCUUCCAUCCUGUUGAGGCACUGGGUGAUUUCAGGAAUAGAGUGGCUACAGACGUUACAGUGUUGCGCGAGCAGCUGCGUAAACGCUCUCAACGUGUCAUUGAGCGUUUUUCAAAGGUGGAUGAGUACGUACUCAUCAUGUGA